UUCCGUCCGUAUAAAUAACGAAAAUGGAAGGCCAAGCGACAAUGCGGACGCUUUUGGCCGCCGGUGGAACCUAAGCUGAAGAUUCUUCUCCUCUAUUAAAUUUACGCCAAUACCGGAAAAGAGGAGAAAAGCAAAGAAAACAGAAGAAAAGCAGAGAAUCUAGAUUCCCAAUCUGCCCCCUGAAAUUCCUCGAAUUUUCUGGAAUCCGUCAAAAGUUGUCGGUCCGGUGGCGUUUCGCUGAAGCGAAGUUUCUCCGGAUCAAAUUUCUACUGUCAUGUAAAAGGAAUUUCCAUAUUUUGGAACUUUUGCUGAGAUUCUGAAGCCGAGGAAUACCAUCGGAAAACAUUAAAAAAUGUUGUGGAGGAUGGUUAUGAUGCCACGGAAGAAGAAGACCGGUACCGUACCGGUUUACUUGAAUGUCUACGAUUUGACUCCGAUGAAUGGUUAUGCUUAUUGGUUUGGUCUCGGGAUAUACCAUUCGGGUGUACAAGUUCAUGGUGUGGAAUAUGGUUUUGGAGCACAUGACCACUCGAGUGGAGGGAUCUUUGAGGUGGAACCAAGGAAAUGCCCUGGUUUCACUUUCAGAAAAUCAAUAUUGAUUGGAAGAACCGAUCUUGGUCCUAAAGAAGUUCGUUCAUUCAUGGAGAAGCUGGCUCAAGACUAUACUGGAAACAGUUACCAUCUUAUUACCAAGAACUGCAACCACUUCUGCAAUGAUGUGUGCAUCAAGCUGACUGGGAAAGCAAUCCCUAGUUGGGUUAAUCGUCUUGCUCGAUUAGGUUUUUUUUGCAACUGCGUUCUGCCUGCGGAGUUGAGUGAAACCAAAGUUCGUCAAGUUAGAUCACAAACAAAUGUGCAAGAGAGAGAUAAGAAGAAAUUGAGAAGCCGUUCAAGUAGGGUAAAAUCUACACCUGCCACCAUACCUUCCCCUUCAUUGACACCACGCUCCUCCAGUUCUGGUAGCAGUAGACAAAGAUGCCGCCCUCCCCAGACAACAGUUCAUGAUACUUCUACCUCAACAUUGAGCUUGAAGCUUUAAUGGGAUCCAGUUAUUUCAAACUUCUUUAGGGUUAUAGAUUUUCCUUUUUUAUAGAUCGAGCAAAAUUGCAAAUUUGAUUUCUGCUCUAUCUUAUAUGUGUACUUUUUAUUUCAUCUGCUGAUCCCUAAACAGCUGCUUGGAGCUUAAGUUGACAAGUUGUUGCAGCAGCCUACUUGUAAAGAUACUUGUUUUUAAGGAGUGGAAGUGUUGUAUGAUAUGUAUGAUAUUCCCAUCAUGGUUCCUUUCA
Molecule: messenger RNA, 1286 nt
Organism: Manihot esculenta (cassava)
Lineage: Eukaryota; Viridiplantae; Streptophyta; Magnoliopsida; Malpighiales; Euphorbiaceae
Product: deSI-like protein At4g17486
Exons: 3
Coding region: 353-1039 (228 amino acids)
Biological process (GO): protein deubiquitination
Molecular function (GO): deubiquitinase activity
Source: RefSeq, a predicted model, not a curated record